Messenger RNA from Galdieria sulphuraria, 2975 nucleotides. RefSeq names its product ATP-dependent Clp protease ATP-binding subunit ClpB. Bases 9 to 2879 code for a protein of 956 amino acids. The transcript has a single exon. Gene Ontology annotation, molecular function: ATP hydrolysis activity; ATP binding. The record is from RefSeq and is a predicted model, not a curated record. Lineage: Eukaryota; Rhodophyta; Bangiophyceae; Galdieriales; Galdieriaceae. Gene Ontology annotation, cellular component: cytoplasm. Gene Ontology annotation, biological process: cellular response to heat; protein refolding.
AUUCUUGGAUGGCCACCUCCUUUGUAUCUUAUCUUUGGUAUGCCAACUACACAAAAACACCGAUUUCUAGGAAAUAUCAUACUGUAAGGUCUAGUCUUGCGUCAUUCAAUAGAUGGACGACAGCACUUCGGGUGACUCCCUUUGUAGGAACUUUUCAACGAGGGCUGAGGAAGAAAGGUUGUUUUCAUAGCCAUGUUUCCAUGUCAGCAGAUAAUGAAGACGUUGCCAACAUUUUAGACGCUAAUUUGUAUACUGAGAAAGCUUGGGAAGUGUUAACUAGACUGUCGACACUGGCUAGACAAUAUGCACAACAGACGAUAGAAAAUGAAAUGCUGUUGUAUUCUCUGUUCAAGGAUGACUUGGUACAAAGAAUAUUGGGUAAAGCAACAACAAUGGAUAUCAAACUGAUGGAGAAGAAACUUGAGGAACUGUUGGACAGACUACCCAAAGUGUACGGUACUACAGCCACCCAAGUGAUGGGAACCAGUCUAAGAAAUACUCUAGAAGAAGCCAAUCGCAUCAGAAAACAGUAUGAGGACUCUUACAUCAGUGUUGAACACUUGUUACAAGCUUGUAUGCGUGACCCUAAAUUCCGCACGCUCGGAGUGACUGAGAAUGAACUCGUGAAAGCCAUCAAGAGCGUGAGAGGAAAUCAAAAAGUCACUUCGCAGACACCAGAAUCCACAUAUGAGGCACUAGAAAAGUAUGGAAGGGACUUGACCAAACUGGCUAGAGCAAAAAAACUCGACCCAGUGAUUGGAAGAGAUGAAGAAAUCAGAAGAACCAUCCAGAUUCUUUCCAGGAGAACGAAGAAUAAUCCAAUCCUACUAGGUGAGCCAGGAGUUGGUAAAACAGCCAUAGCAGAAGGACUAGCACAACGAAUUGUCUCAGGAGAUGUUCCAAGUUCCUUGAAGAAUCGUCGAUUAAUAGCAUUAGAUUUGAGUGCCAUCAUUGCCGGAGCAAAGUAUCGAGGAGAAUUCGAAGAACGUCUAAAAGCAGUUUUAAAGGAAGUAACUGAAGCUGAAGGUGGAAUUAUUUUGUUUAUUGACGAAAUUCACACGGUUGUGGGUGCUGGAAGAACGGAUGGUGCGAUGGACGCUGGAAAUAUUCUCAAACCGAUGCUUGCAAGAGGUGAAUUGCGUUGUAUUGGUGCAACAACUUUGGAAGAAUAUCGAAAAUAUAUUGAGUUAGAUGCUGCAUUGGAAAGACGUUUCCAACCCGUAUUUGUUGAACAGCCAUCUGUUUCUGAUACAGUGAGUAUUUUGCGAGGUCUCAAAGAACGUUAUGAAGUCCAUCAUGGAGUUCGUAUUACGGAUGCAGCUCUUGUUGCUGCAGCAACUUUAAGUGACCGAUAUAUUGCAGACAGAUUUCUUCCUGAUAAAGCAAUAGAUUUGGUAGAUGAGGCAGCAGCUAGAUUAAAGAUGGAGGCCACUUCGAAACCUGCUGCAUUGGACAGAAUCGAAAGAAAAAUAAUUCAAUUGGAGAUGGAAAGAUUAAGUUUGAAGAAUGAAACUGGACCAGGAGUAGCCAAACGUCAAGAAUCACUUUCCAAUGAAUUGCAAGCUUUGAUGAAGCAGCGUGAGAGUUUAGAAAGUAGAUGGAAAAAGGAAUCAGAAACUCUAGGAGAAAUACAACGGUUGAAGGAAGAGAGGGACAAAGUUCGUUUGGAAAUAGAAAGAGCUGAACAAGUGUAUGACUUGAACCGAGCUGCAGAGUUGAAGUUUACCAAAUUUAGAGAAAUUGAGAAGCAACUGGCUGAAAAGGAGAAACUGUUGGCACAAGGAGAGAAGAAUGGUGAAAUUGCAUUGUUGAGAGAUCAAGUAACGGAACAAGAUAUUGCAUCUGUAGUAUCAUCCUGGACAAGAAUUCCUGUAGAAAAGUUGGCCACUUCGGAGCGAACCAAGUUGUUACAUUUAGAAGAAGAAUUGACGAGGAGAGUAGUUGGUCAAAGGCAAGCUGUUCAAGCAGUAGCCGAAGCCGUUCAACGAAAUAGGGCAGGAUUGGCCAAUCCUAAAAGACCAGUAGCAAGCUUUGCAUUUUUAGGUCCUACUGGAGUUGGCAAAACGGAAUUGGCAAAAGCAUUGGCUCAAGUAUUGUUUGAUUCAGAAGAUGCUAUGAUACGUAUCGAUAUGACCGAAUAUAUGGAGAAGCAUACAGUUUCUAGGUUGAUUGGAGCUCCUCCAGGAUAUGUUGGUUAUGAAGAAGGUGGUCAAUUAUCUGAAGCUGUGAGACGUCGACCUUAUUCUGUUAUUCUCUUUGACGAGAUUGAAAAAGCACAUUCCGAUGUUUUCAAUGUAUUGCUUCAAGUGUUGGAUGAUGGUCGUAUUACGGAUGGACAAGGGCGAACAGUAGAUUUCUGCAAUUGUAUUAUCAUCAUGACUUCCAAUAUUGGUUCUCAAGCCAUUUUAGAUAUUGCGGGAGAUGAAGAGAGAUAUGAUGAGAUGCGGGAGCGAGUCUUGGAAAUGAUGAGAAUGACAUUUCGACCUGAGUUUAUGAAUCGUUUGGAUGAAGUUAUUAUAUUCCACUCUUUAACACGUUCAGACUUGCGUCAAAUUGUACGUAUUCAGUUGCAAGAUUUGGAUACUCGUUUACGUGAGAAGAAGCUGGGUCUACAAGUUUCCGAUAGAGCCGCUGAUGUAUUGGCAUCUCUUGGUUAUGAUCCAGUGUAUGGUGCAAGACCAUUGAGAAGAGCUAUUCAACGGCAUUUAGAAACACCCAUUGCUAGACAAAUUCUAGAAGGAAAGUUUCAAGAUGGAGACUUGAUUCGAGUUACUGCGAAUGAAGAUAAUAUGCUCCUAUUUGAGUCUAUCAGUGGAGGGGCUCUAGGCAAAGAAAGUUCCCCAGUGGAGGAAAAAUUUUCAACCUUGAGCCGAAACUAAAACUAUUCAAAAAGUGGAAUAUAUCUUUUUGAAUAUUUUCACACACAUUCUCUUUCUUUCUUUUCUUACUUGCUGUUGGUUUUGUUUGUUGUAUGG